AGUUUUGUCGCUGUGAGUAAUGUGAGCGAAGGAGUGAUUAUAAUGGCCCGAGAAUUGCGUGUGUGAAUGUGCGUUUUCGUUCUUGCAUUCCAUUUUAUAGUCUAAUCAGUAUGCAACAUUGUUUUAAGUUCAUGUGACGUAUGCAAAUUAUUUUAUAUGGAAAGAUGAACCAGUAUAUAGUGCGCAUUGAAUGAAGAAGCGGUGUUCAUCAUGGUUACGUUAACGCGCUUAGCAAGAGUGCUUCUACGUCGUAAGUUUCUUUGCAGACAUGUUGCCACCUAUAAGGUCAAACCGGCUCUUUCGUUUUCAAAUGAAGUACAAAAUACAUUUAAGUUUGCAGAUUUGUCUGUACACCUUGCCUCUCCUGAGCAACUGCAGCAGAAGCCAGAAGUAACAGCUCUUCAAUUUGGGAAGCAUUUCACAGAUCACAUGUUGAAAAUUCUGUACCAUGAAUCUCUUGGGGGCUGGCAGAGGCCUGAGAUUCUUCCAUUUGAAAAUAUAGUGCUUCACCCAGCCGCCAAAGUUUUGCAUUAUGCAACUGAGCUGUUUGAAGGUAUGAAAGCAUACCGUGGUGUGGACGGAAAGAUAAGGAUAUUUCGGCCAGAAAAGAACAUGGAACGCAUGAAUCAGUCAGCUCUUCGAGCUGGCCUUCCUACAUUUGAUGGCGAGAACUUCAUCAAGUGCCUCUGUCAGCUUCUGAGUAUAGAGCAGGAAUGGGUCCCACAUUCUGAGUCAUCCAGCCUUUACAUCCGCCCGACUCUUAUUGGUAUUGAUCCAUCAUUGGGCGUGGCACAGUGUGCAUCAGCGUUGCUGUAUACGAUCCUGUGCCCAGUUGGUUCCUACUUCUCUGGUACAGGUGAGGCUGCAGUAUCGUUGCUGGCUGACCCUCGAUUCACGCGUUCGUGGCCGGGUGGUUGUGGAGACAAGAAGAUGGGUUCCAACUACGCUCCAACAAUACACGUUCAGCAAGAAGCCCUGGGCCAAGGACUCCAGCAAGUCCUCUGGCUGUACAGUGAUGACCACCUGAUCACCGAGGUUGGCACCAUGAAUAUUUUCAUGUUCUGUAUCAACGACAGUGGAGAGAGGGAGCUCAUAACACCACCCCUGGAUGGGUUGAUCCUCCCGGGCAUCACAAGGGCAUCCAUUCUCGAGUUGUCACGUGAAUGGAAUGAAUUCCGUGUGUCAGAGCGCAGCAUACCAAUGUCUGAAGUUGUGCAUCUGCUUAGUGAGAACAGGUUGCUGGAAUUGUUUGGUGCUGGAACAGCUUGUGUGGUGAGUCCUGUUGCAUCAAUAUCAUACAGGGGUGAGACGCUCCAUAUUCCUACAGAGAGACACAAGUACCCAAUUUACGCAAAGUUCCGACAGACACUCACAGACAUCCAGUAUGGCCGUGUUUCACAUCCAUGGGCUGUGCCAAUCGACACUUAGCGUGCUGUGUAAUGUGCUACGCUUAAUUUAUUCGUUGCAUGUCACUUGCAGUUCUGCUCUGUGUAUCUUCUGUUUACAGUAAUAUGCCAAAAGACAUACUUUGUACUGAAAACAGGUCAAUUAGUAGGAAUCCAUAAUGGCCUUUUGUUAAGUCUGAAUAUUUAGUUUUUCAUAUACAGUGCGAACCAAACCAUUUCGUAGUUGUGAGGGGUUUUGCUGCUCAUAUCUUUCAUGUAUGGUAGUUUUGGUUUCUGGUCUAUGUGCGUUGUUCAGAUACUGGGUGAUGGAUGGACAGAAAUCCAGUAUUCCUAAAAUAAAUUACUGUUUGUCAACAGAAUUAUUUUAGUGACCACAGGAGAUUGUUUCAGAGAUGGACAUGGCUCAGUAUGU
This is a messenger RNA of Cryptotermes secundus, 1818 nucleotides long. It is a transcript of the gene Bcat, whose product is annotated as branched-chain-amino-acid aminotransferase, cytosolic. Gene Ontology annotation, cellular component: mitochondrion. NCBI's taxonomy places the organism in Eukaryota, Metazoa, Arthropoda, Insecta, Blattodea, Kalotermitidae. Gene Ontology annotation, molecular function: branched-chain-amino-acid:2-oxoglutarate transaminase activity. The transcript is spliced from 8 exons. Gene Ontology annotation, biological process: L-valine biosynthetic process; L-leucine biosynthetic process. The record is from RefSeq and is a predicted model, not a curated record. Bases 211 to 1428 code for a protein of 405 amino acids.